CUCUCUCUCUCUCUCUCUCUCUCCCUCUCCCUCUCUGUUCUUGAAUACAUCUCUCUUUCACAGAUACAUCUCUCUCUGUUUGGGAUAAUCAUUGUUCAUUAUCCACAAGUUUUAGGUUUUGGAUUGAGGUUUCAAUGGCUGCUGAGGACUCAGAUUGCUUUACCCAAUUUGUUUCGGAAACACUUGAGACAGAUUCACUUGGGGGUGAAGCAAAAAGUGUCGAAAUUGGACUCAGACAGAGCGAAGCUGAACUGGGUUCGGGGAAGAAGAUGAAGAUAAGGGCUGAAAUCGAGACGUCAGCGCCUUUCGAGUCUGUGAAGGAGGCAGCGAGUCGAUUCGGUGGAAUCGGUUUCUGGAAACCCAAUUCCCACAAGCCCUCUGAAUCUUCUGAGGUUGGGGAGCAAUAUGCUAAAGAAAAUGGAUUGCUUUUCUUUAAGACUUCUGCAAAAACUGCACAAAAUGUCAAUGAGCUUUUUUAUGAAAUAGCAAAGAGAUUGGCAAAAGCUUCCCCUUCAAGGCCAGCGGGAAUGAAACUGCUUAAUAGAUCACAAGAAGCAGGAAGAAGAGCAUUUUGUUGCUCCAGCUGAUACCUGAACUUGGCAAGAGAACGACUGUAAUCCGGGAACUAUUGAAAUUCAUUUUUUGCUGAUCCAAGUUGAAAACAUGCAACACUUUGUAGGAGCCGUGUCUUACCGAAUAUUUGUCGCAUGUAUGUUGUAUCUUGAAAUAGCUUUGUGACAAUUGAAUUAUUUUACAUGCUUAGUUAUGUGAGGGAAAUGAAUAUGGAACUCAAAAUGAAAAUCA
Molecule: messenger RNA, 804 nt
Organism: Camellia sinensis
Lineage: Eukaryota; Viridiplantae; Streptophyta; Magnoliopsida; Ericales; Theaceae
Source: RefSeq, a predicted model, not a curated record